Phytophthora nicotianae INRA-310 is the source of this 1741-nucleotide messenger RNA. RefSeq lists its product as hypothetical. Bases 68 to 1654 code for a protein of 528 amino acids. The record is from RefSeq and is a predicted model, not a curated record. The transcript has a single exon. Lineage: Eukaryota; Oomycota; Peronosporomycetes; Peronosporales; Peronosporaceae.
UGCGUGGUUUCGUGCGUCACCACUACCCACCAUUAUAAUCUUCGCCGCCCACUGCGCACGUGCAUCGAUGGCUUCGAGCUUCUCUGUAUAUGCGCGACCGCGGCGCAUUGCGCCCCGACGCAUCGCGCUGGUGGUGGCUGUGUGCGUGUCUGAUCUGCUGCUGACAGGUCUCGUAUUCGGCUGGGCGCCGUUGCUCCUGCUAUUACAGGAAGAGGGUCAGUACCACGAGCUGUGCGCAGAUCCAAGUGAGCCCACAUGUGUGGCACAGGAGAAUCGCCUUAACCUCAUCUUUGCUGUGGCCUCGGUGGCCAUGAACGCGGGUGCGCUGCCCGUCGGCUUGUUCCUGGAUCGCGUAGGACCCCGCGUGACUAUCGUGGUGGCUGCCAUCAUCGAAGUAUCUGGCCUGUCAAUGCUGGCCAUCGCGGACUCACAGACCUUCGACGUGUUCGUGCCAGCCUACGUUCUCAUCGCCUUCGGAGGCUGCAUCACCAUGAUGGCGUCGUUUCCGGCCAGCUUCCUGAUCAUGCGCUACCAAACGGCGAUCCUUGCGGCCAUCAGCUGUCUCUUCGACGGCAGCAGCGUCAUGUUCCUCGUGCUUUACGCAGCCCAUGAACAAUUCGGGUGGACACGCAGGCAGUUGCUCCUGGGACUGGCAGUGAUGUCUGCAGGCGUCUAUUUGCUGUUGAUUUUCCUCUGGGGGCUAAACGAGAAGAGUCUGCGGCCGAAGCGGAAGCCCGGCGUCAACAACAACGGUGUCAUCGUGUCAACGCCGCAGCACGAGCAAUUGCUGAAUGGCCAGGCCAGCGAUAGUGCGUACGGCAGUGUGGAGGUACCGCAAAACACGCCCACUCGGAUCCCGUCCACACCUACCAUGGGGAAGGAAGAUGACGCAGCUUUCCGCCUUGUGGAUAUUGAUCUAAGAAAGCAGAUGAAAUCGUUGGAGUUCGCGUACAUCGUGGUGUAUGCAGCUGUACAAGUUCUACGCGCGACUAUCUACAUUGGUACAGCAAACAAGCUGCUAGAGAACUACGGCGACCGUGAGCAUGGCUACCUCUACACCAAGAUCUUCAGCUUCAUUCUGCCGAUGGGCUUCCUCUUUGUCCCAUCCAUCGAUUAUCUGGUGGAAACGCGCGGUUUGUCGAAGGCUUUACUAUUCACGAAUGUGCUGGGAGUGCUUUACAACGUGAUCGAGUUGGUGCCAGUUCUCCCGCUACAGUGUGUGGCCUUCUUCCUCUUUACCGCGUUCCGUGCGUUCCUGUACGCGAUCAUCUCAGCCUUCACGGCAAAGACAUUUGGUCUCAAGAAUAUGGGCUCCUUAAUGGGAAUUAUCUUUUCGAUCGGCUCCGUCAUAAGUCUGGCCGAGUACCCGGCGGUAUAUAUCUCCAAUGUGCUGUUUCGUGGCGACUUGACAGUGCUGAACGUGAUCUCGCUACUGUCCUGUAUGUUAAUGAUCCCGUUGACAAUGUAUUUGCGAAAGUAUGAGCACGACCGCGAGGAGAAGCGCCGAGCAGAGAUCGCUCUCGAGACUGGUGUUGCACAUAACCACUGUGAGCGCGAGACGUACUCGUCGCUCAUGGACACUCCGACUCUAGGUGUGACGUAUCUUCGAUCACCUGGUAACGCACCGCACAACGACCCAUUCUCGCCUGAGUAACCCGCAGUAUGAUAGCAGUAGUUCUUAGAGGUAGGUAACAAAUUGAUCCUUGUCAACCACUUCAACUUCGAAUGGGUACAUGUGUCC